AUGUUUGAAAAAAUGUUGAAGAAGAUGAAAGCGUACUUAUUUUCCAAAGAUAAAUCAUCAACCAAAGAUGCUUCCAAUCUCUGCCUUUGCAUAACCACUCUCCUUCUUCUAAUACCUCUUGUUGCUGCAAUAUCAAUGAGAUUUCUCAUACCAUGUUCAGGUUAUGCCGAGUUAAACAUAGAUACUCAAGAUGAAGCCCUAUAUCCUGUAAAUGACAAAUUUUUAAGCUUGGGCUUGGACAGUACGGUAAUAACUGAAGGAUUUAAACAUUUUAAUGUUUCUAAUCCAAAACUUAUACAAAUGAUUAAAUAUUUGUCACCAGCCUAUCUUAGGAUUGGUGGAAAUCAAGCUGAUCAAUUAAUAUUCACAAGAAACAACUCAAAUUUAAUUAACCAAAAAUCUUAUGUUUUACAUGCAUCUGAUUGGUUAAAAUUAUACAAUUUAGCCAAAAAAGCUGAAAUAAAUAUAAUUUAUGAUUUAAAUUCCUUAUUAAGAAACGAUAACGGAUGUUGGAAUUCCGAAAAUGCCAUCGAUAUGAUAAAUUUCUCACAAGAAAACGGACUUUCAGUUGAUUGGGAAUUAGGAAAUGAACCAAAUUCUUACCCUCAUAAGUUUGACGCCUAUGUGAAUGCUACCCAAUUAGGUUUGGAUUACCAUACUCUAAGGGAUAUUUUGAAUUCGUACGAUUUGUAUAAGAAUUCUUUACUAGUAGGACCGUCUACUACUAGAUUAAGAACUAAAGAGAUUGAGGAAUAUUUAGGUGAUUUUUUAGAGAGCGGGAUUGAGGCUGUUAGCGCUAUAACAUUUCAUCACUAUUAUUUUAGUGGAGAGGAUGCAACAUGGGAGCAAUUUUUGGACAUAAAAAACUUCGAUUAUUUAGAAGAAUGCAUUGAAAUAGUUAAUAAAGUAGUGGCGCCUUUUGCUUCAAAAUUGAAGCCCCUCUGGCUAGGAGAAACUUCUACAGCUUGGCACGGGGGCGCUCCAAAUUUAUCAGACAGAUUUAUCGGGAGUUUCCUUUGGCUAGACAAACUUGGUCUCAGUGCGAAAUUGAAAAUCGAUUUAGUUGUCAGGCAAAGCGUUUUUAAGGAUAAUUAUGCUUUGAUUGAUAAUAAUUAUGAUCCUAAUCCUGAUUGGUGGGUAAGUUUGCUCUAUAAAAUGGUUGUCGGUCCUGAAGUAAUUACAACACAGUUUGAAGGAGAUGAAACAAUAAGGCUUUAUGCACAUUGUGCUAAAGGAAAUAAGUUGUGGAAUAAUGGUUCUACUGUUGUAGUAUUUGGUGUAAAUCUUAGCACCAAAAACGGUUACGUUAACGUUAAGGAACUACAUUCAGAUAAAAUAAUGUACUCCUAUGUGCUCAAUUCAGAUAACUUAUUUUCACAGUAUAUAAAUUUAAAUGGCAAAACGUUGGAAUUAAAAAACGAUUUAUCGCUGCCAGAUAUUAAACCCAACGUUAUAGAGAGGAGUACGGAUUUGAAGAUGCCCCCUCAUUCUAUAGUGUUUUGGGUGUUUACGAAUACAAAUCUUAAGGCUUGUAUAAAAACUUGA
Molecule: messenger RNA, 1545 nt
Organism: Ceutorhynchus assimilis (cabbage seed weevil)
Lineage: Eukaryota; Metazoa; Arthropoda; Insecta; Coleoptera; Curculionidae
Source: the annotation of a GenBank genome assembly